AUGAUCGCCUGGAUUUCCAUAAGUGCGGCCAUCGUGCUGAUCCUGUGCCCCCCGCACACCUCCUCGCGCAGCUACAGCAACGGCCUGAUCUUCUACGAGCUGCGCACCCAUCGACCCUACCUCCCGCCCACGGUCAGCGUGUCCAGGGGCCGCAACCUGGCCAGCGUCAAGUACUCCGAGAAGGGCUCCAUCUGGUCCACCUUCGGCCAGCCCUGCGAGUGCAGCGGACCCACCUGCGGCUGCUGCGCCGGCCUCAAGGUCGAUCAGUACCGAUUCGAUCAGAAAGUGUGCGCCAACGUGAGCUUCGUGCCGCAUCUGGAGGAGGCCCAACUGGAGGUCUUUCUGAAUGGCAGACCCUCCUCGAAGUACGGAAUCUCGGUGCGCAAUCCGGCGCCCUUCUGCAUUCCCGUCAUGAUGGGUGUGCCGAUGGCCAUGUGCGUCCAAAUGACCGACGUCAAGGUGGUGGGCAACAAUCUGAACAUGUGCAUGGACUUUGUGGUCCGGAUGGCCACCACCGAUCUCUUCGAGAUGCAUUUCCAGUGCAUGCAAAUGGGUCUGGAUGGCCUGCAGUAUGUGGACAAGAAUGGCAAGCCCGUGCUGCCGGUCGGCGAUGGCCAGAGCGACGAUCCGGAGGAGUACGAGUACGCCGAGCUGGAGGAUCAGCCGGAAGACUAUCCCUAUCGAGAGGAUGUCAAGGAUGUGGAGGAUCAAUCGCAGGGCUAUCAGCCAGAGAACAAUCAGCAGCAAAAGAAUACAACACUGGCCACUGAUCAGGUGGAGGAGGAUGACAUGGAGGAGAAUCAAUCGAUGGGCUAUCAGCCUCUCAUCAAUAACCAAGUCCAGAAGAUUGAGCCUCCUUUAAAUCUAGAGGAAGUGAGCUACCUACCUCAGAGGAAUCAAACCCUUAGCGAGCCAGCUAAACAGGAUCAGCUGGAGGAAGAACAACCAGGCUAUCAGACACUGGGUCAAAUUAAGGUCGAGUACCAAACUGAAGAAAAGCCUGCGGAAAAGCUGCCGGAGAUCCAACAACCUACAGAAGACACGUUGGAUGAAGAGGAACCAACGGGCUAUCAGCCACCGAUUGCGAUGGAUCCCCCGCACAAAGCUCAAGAAGAACAGCAACCUGCCGAGGAUCACCAAGAAGAGGAGGAGGAGGAGGAAGAUGAGAAGGAGGAGGAGAAGACUUCGGAGAGCGAAGGAGAUCAUCAGGAGGACGAAGAAGCCGAUGAUGUGGAGCCUCUGCCAAUCGAAAGUGAAAUGCUAAUGGCCAGCGAUCCGGCAGAAGAAGCAACUCCCGCAGAAGAAGCCGAAGAAACGCCAGCUGAAGACGCGAAAGAGACGGCAGCAGAGGCGGCGGAGAAAGAGAAAGAGACGGAGAAAGAGACAGAGACGGAGCAAGAGACACCUGACAAUGACAAUGGUUAUGGCGAGAGUGGCCCGAGGCCAAGUCAGGUAAUUGAAACAAUUACCAAUUCAAUAAAAGCCACUGAGGCGCCCACAACAACAACACCAACAACCACAACAACAACACCAACAACCACAGCAGCAACAACGAAAAUACCAACAACAACCACAACGACAAAAAUACCGACAACAGCAACGACAUUUAACAAGCCAAACAUUGGUAUUGAUGACACAAACAAUGGGGAGAAGACAGUAGAAGCAGAGGGUGAGAAGACAGUGGAAGAGACGGAAGAAGAGAAAGAGGAGGGGGAGACAUCUGAAGAAGGGGAGGCAGAAGACGGCGAAGAAGACGCGACAACAGUGGCUGUUGAAAUGGAAAACGAUAGUGAUAAUGAGAUAAACGUGGACGAUGAUGAAGAAGGUGAUGAUGAAGUGGAGAAAAAAAACCGGGUGAAGGAACCCCCAAGCCAGGUGAUCAAGGGGGAGAAGAAACAGGAAGAGGGAGCGGCAGAAAAGGUCGAGGAGGGCGCGCAGAAGGGGGAGAAAGAGCAGGAGAAAGAGCCGGAGAAAGAGACGGAGAAAGAGCCGACGAAAGAGGUGAAGGCAAGUCAUGAGGAAAAGGUCAAUCCGAAAGACACAGCAUCUGAAGAAGAUGAAGGAAAGGAUAAAGAAGCAGGAGAAGAAGGGGAGGAUGGCAAUGAAGAAGAAGAGGGAGACGAAGACGACGAGGAGGAAGAGGAAGAAGAAGAGGAGGACGAUGCAAAGGAAGAAGGCGAGAAAGACGCUGCAAAGGAAUCUGCUGAAGCAGCAAAGCCCGAAGAAAGCGCUGUGAAAAUUGAUGAACAUGCCAACGGCUAUGAAAAUGCCUAUGUAAAUCCGAAUGCAAAUGAAAAUGCCUAUGCAAAUGCGAAUGAAAAUGAAAAUGCGAAUGAAAAUGCAUAUGGAAAUGCAUAUGCGACGCCGGCAGCGAAGUCGUUGUCCCGACGCCGCCGACUGCGCACCCGCCCACUGCCACGCCCCCUGAGGAAACACCAUUAG
Molecule: messenger RNA, 2442 nt
Organism: Drosophila teissieri
Lineage: Eukaryota; Metazoa; Arthropoda; Insecta; Diptera; Drosophilidae
Product: glutamic acid-rich protein
Exons: 2
Coding region: 1-2442 (813 amino acids)
Source: RefSeq, a predicted model, not a curated record